Messenger RNA from Pseudopodoces humilis (Tibetan ground-tit), 1236 nucleotides. Its product is annotated as gonadotropin-releasing hormone II receptor-like. The record is from RefSeq and is a predicted model, not a curated record. Lineage: Eukaryota; Metazoa; Chordata; Aves; Passeriformes; Paridae. Gene Ontology annotation, cellular component: plasma membrane. Gene Ontology annotation, molecular function: peptide binding; G protein-coupled receptor activity; protein-hormone receptor activity. Gene Ontology annotation, biological process: G protein-coupled receptor signaling pathway; cellular response to hormone stimulus.
AUGGCCUGGCUGGGGAAUGCCAGGCAGGACCGCCUGGAUGCAGGUAGGGGCCAUCCAGACCUGGGCCCUGCAGUGGGAAACGCCAGUGCGGAGCCCCCCGGCCCCACGCCCCCCGAGUGGGGCUGCGCCUGGAGCCCCCCCGAGGAGCACGGCGAGGAGCCCCUGCGGCUGCCCACCUUCUCCCCCGCCGCCCAGGUGCGCGUGGCCGUCACCUUCGCCCUCUUCGCCCUUUCGGCCGGCUGCAACCUGGCGGUGCUGCGGGCAGUGGGGGGCCGGGGCAGCGGCCGGCGCCCCCACAUCCGCCUGCUGCUGCGGCACCUGGCCGCCGCCGACCUGCUGGUCACCGUGGUGGUGAUGCCGCUGGACGCCGUCUGGAACAUCACGCUGCAGUGGCGGGCGGGCGACCUGGCCUGCCGAGUGCUCAUGUACCUGCGGCUGCUGGCCAUGUACGCCUCGGCCUUCGUCACGGUGGUCAUCAGCCUGGACCGGCAGGCGGCCAUCCUGCGCCCGCUGGCCAUCGCCCGCGCCCGCGCCCGCAACCGCGCCAUGCUGCACGCGGCCUGGCUCCUCAGCGCGGGGCUGGCCGUGCCCCAGCUGUUCGUGUUCCACACCAUCACCCUGCGCCCCCCGCACAACUUCACCCAGUGCACGACGCGCGGCAGCUUCCCCCGGCCCUGGCAGGAGACCCUCUACAACAUGGUGGGCUUCGCCUGCCUCUUCCUGCUACCGCUGCUCAUCAUGGUCUGCUGCUACGCCCGCAUCCUGCUGGAGAUCUCCCGCCGCAUGGGCUCCGGCCUCUUCUCCUCGCAGGACGCGUCGCUGCGGUGCUCCAGGAACAACAUCCCCCGAGCCCGGCUGCGGAUGCUGCGGAUGAGCCUGGUCAUCGUCUCCUCCUUCAUCCUCUGCUGGACCCCCUACUACCUGCUGGGGCUCUGGCACUGGUUCUGUCCCCGCGCCAUGGAGAAGAGGAUCUCGCCGGCCCUCACCCACAUUCUCUUCAUCUUUGGCCUCUUCAACGCGUGCCUGGACCCCAUCACGUACGGGCUCUUCACCAUCCCCCUGCGCGGGGGCUGGGGGUGCCCAUGCAAGCACGGCCCCCUGGCCCAGCCCCCGUCCCCAGCCACCGGCUCCUUCCGCUGCUCAGCCUCCUCCCUGCCGCCCGGGCGGGGACUGCAGGAGCUGCGGAGGUCCCGAGGGGCUGCCAGGGACGCCUCCAGUCACAGCAGCUCCCUGUGA